UCGUCAUCACGCACAUAUCCGAUCUGUCCUUGAAGCAUAACACGGGCAAGAUGGUUGCAUACUGGAGACAGGCAGGCCUCAGCUACAUCCGCUUCUCCUCUAUCUGCGCGAGCGCGGUGCGGGCGGCGAUGAAGCCGCAGUUCCAAGCCAACGCUUUGAAGCUCGCAGAAUCCAACGUGAAAGUCAUCAAACCCAAAGCGGCAGCAUGAUUUGAGGCCGGGAUGGAGAUAGUUUUACCUUGAGUUGUGAGGUCCUUUCACUCUCCAGUCCUGCACACCGGGGAGAAGACAAGAAAAGAUGGAUGACAUCAAGAUGACCUGAAUGAAAUUGCUGUAUUUUCCCUUUGUAAUUUAAAAAUGGAUAUCGGAAAUACAUUUUGUCUCCUUGUAUUCUUGUCUUCUGGUGAAUACAGUAUUUACAGCACUGCAGAAUGACACACAAAAUACAUUUUUGUCUAACAAUUUUUAUUUUGGUAUAAAUAAAUCAGUACAGUAGUAUACAUAGUCAUGUACAGAAACCUGGUAUUUACAGAGGUAUGCGUGUGCUGAUCCAUGAGUAUAUCAAUGGUUUGUUGAACUUUCAUUGAUGCUGUACGAUGUUGGGGAAGAGGGUGUUUGUGUGUACUGUACAAGCAUUAAAAAUCUGAAUCCAAAAUCA
Anarrhichthys ocellatus (wolf-eel) is the source of this 657-nucleotide messenger RNA. RefSeq names its product ATP synthase F1 subunit epsilon (gene atp5f1e). The transcript has 3 exons. Lineage: Eukaryota; Metazoa; Chordata; Actinopteri; Perciformes; Anarhichadidae. Gene Ontology annotation, cellular component: mitochondrial inner membrane. Gene Ontology annotation, molecular function: proton-transporting ATP synthase activity, rotational mechanism. Gene Ontology annotation, biological process: proton motive force-driven mitochondrial ATP synthesis. Bases 51 to 209 code for a protein of 52 amino acids. The record is from RefSeq and is a predicted model, not a curated record.